GAGAAGCGGAGUGGAUAUCGGUAACUGAUAUUGUUGCGCAGAGCCUGCUGGAAGCCCGGCGGCUGAUCUCUUUUUGGUGUCUGUAGACGUAAUGUCAAGUAAGCCAAAGUUUUUAGCUCGGAAUUCCCCUCCUCUGUAAUGUCGGAACCAAUUCUGACUGAUCCCAGGUGCUUCUGAAGGUCUGCAUCCUGCGCUUUUCCCGCUUGAUUUGCCCGAAGAGGAGCCUUAGAGGCCUGAGGUUGGAACACUUCCGGUUUGCCGUUUAUCAGCUGUUACUAUUUGUCCUGCUGCAAUGGGUGAACCUCAGCAAGUGAGUGCCCUCCCUCCACCUCCAAUGCAAUAUAUUAAAGAAUAUACCGAUGAAAACAUUCGUAAAGGUUUAGCUCCUAAGCCUCCACCACCUAUUAAAGAUAGCUAUAUGAUGUUUGGAAAUCAGUUCCAAUGUGAUGAUCUAAUUAUUCGACCAUUAGAAAGUCAGGGUAUUGAACGAUUGCAUCCCAUGCAGUUUGACCAUAAAAAGGAGCUAAGGAAACUUAAUAUGUCAAUCCUGAUCAACUUCUUAGAUCUCUUGGAUAUAUUAAUAAGAAGCCCAGGCAGCAUAAAAAGAGAAGAGAAACUGGAAGAUUUAAAACUACUAUUUGUUCAUGUGCAUCAUCUUAUAAAUGAAUAUCGACCUCACCAAGCCAGAGAGACAUUGAGAGUCAUGAUGGAAGUACAGAAACGUCAGCGUCUAGAAACUGCAGAAAGAUUUCAGAAACAUUUAGAACGAGUUGUGGAAAUGAUUCAGAAUUGCUUGGCUUCUCUGCCAGAAGAUUUACCUCAUUCAGAUGGAGGGAUGAGAAUAAAAACUGAACCAAUGGACACUGAAGACACCAUAAACUGUAUUGGAUCGAAUGAACAGCAAAGAACAACCUCUAGCGUAAAAAAAGAUCAGGUUUUGGAUAAAGAUGCUAAUAUGUGUAGCAUUAUUGAUGAAAUGACAUGAAAACAGCUUUGGGAUUUGUGAUUUUCAGGGAAUGCAACUGAUGCUUAGGGAAUUAGAAUAUGAAGUUUCUUUUCCUUUUGCUAUUUAAGAUUUAAAAGAAGAUUUAAACAGUCAUGGAACACAAUCUGUACGAGUCAGUAAAUACUAAAAAAAUUACUUGUUUAGUUUUUGCAUGUGUAUCUAUGCUUGACUUUAAAGAACAUCAAUGUUACCGAUAGCUUUACCUGUAUGUUAACUAUGCAAUUCAUCAAUUCAUCAGUAUCUAAAUUCUGCUGAUGGUCAUUUAUUGAAGUAUGGGAGCUACUUUAAGGAAUUUAAAUACAUGUGAUUCUUUGUUUGGGUUAAAUUAAAAGACAUAUGUUGUACCACAGCAACACUGUUAUGUAUACAGAGUGGAAGUGAAACAUUAAAUAUUUUUUCUUGUUAUGAAUGUUUGUGAAUUAAAGCAACUGCUUCUACAGAUAGGGAAGCUUGGCGACUAACAUUUAUUAAAAAGAAAGAAAUUCUAAACAAUUCUCUGAGAUAACUUUAUCUUUAAAAUAUUUAACACAAGAUUUGAGCCAAAUUAGCCUUGUAUUUUGCAGGAUAAGCCUUAUUACUUCCCUCCAAUUAAAAUGUAACUCAAUUUUAUUGGAUUGUAAAACAGUUGUUCCUCAGAGCUUGACUGCUUCUUAAUGCUGACUUAAGUAUAAUUGAACUACUGUGUUGAAAUCUGUCUUUGUGUGUUUACUAAAGAACUGGAAGUAU
Molecule: messenger RNA, 1732 nt
Organism: Protobothrops mucrosquamatus (brown spotted pit viper)
Lineage: Eukaryota; Metazoa; Chordata; Lepidosauria; Squamata; Viperidae
Gene: MED7
Product: mediator complex subunit 7
Exons: 2
Coding region: 293-985 (230 amino acids)
Biological process (GO): regulation of transcription by RNA polymerase II
Cellular component (GO): mediator complex
Molecular function (GO): transcription coregulator activity
Source: RefSeq, a predicted model, not a curated record